This is a messenger RNA of Exophiala viscosa, 1167 nucleotides long. Its product is annotated as Alpha/Beta hydrolase protein. The record is from RefSeq and is a predicted model, not a curated record. The transcript has a single exon. The coding region runs from base 1 to 1167 and encodes 388 amino acids. NCBI's taxonomy places the organism in Eukaryota, Fungi, Ascomycota, Eurotiomycetes, Chaetothyriales, Herpotrichiellaceae.
AUGUCUCUCUUCAAGUCAGUCCUGUUCACGCUCCUGCUUGCGGUGGUUGAAGCUGCCACCAUAGCCAAGAACGCCUAUAACUGCACCAGUUUCAUCGUCCAUGUCCCGGUCAACAACGUGACAGUGGUUGUCCCACCGAUACCACCGUUUACGGACCAACACACUGCGACGUCGUUUGCCAAUCUGAUCACAGAAGACUUGACCCUACCUCAGGAUGCCUCUGGAGCCCCCAACUUGUCGACCUUGACUACAACUUUCAACAUCAGUGCUGAAUACUGCACGCCAGCCAAGCCAGGACCAAAGGCGUCGACCUUGCAGAUCUUGACCCAUGGUCUCGGGUUCAACAGAACAUACUGGGACUUUUACCUUCCUUCGGCACCCAACAAUGCUCAAUACUCCUACAUCAACACUGCGACGGGUGCCGGCUAUAGCACUCUGUCCUGGAAUCGUCUAGGCCAUCCACCAACCACCGUGGCAAACCCGUAUACUCAGAUCCAAGCCCCAGUCGAGCUCGCUGUCCUCGCCGGCCUCACGACCCUUGUACGAGCCGGAAACGUCACGCAAGUUCCCGUACCCCAGAAAGUCAUCCACGUCGGCCACAGCUGGGGCAGUAUAUUGUCGAACGCGCUCGCAGCAACCGCACCAACACUUUCCGACGGCGUCGUCUUGACUGGCUACUCCCACCAAGUCAUCUUCAACGCCUUGUUCAUUGCCAGCACGGGUCUCCGCUUCAUAAAUCAGAAUCAGCCAGCUCGCUUUCCAAACAGUACGUACUCGACAGGCUUCCUGACCUGGCCCGACAAGUAUGCCAACCAGUACUCAUUCCUCGAGUACCCGUACUUCGACGACAACGUGUUGAAUUAUGGUGAAUCCGGCAAAUGGCCCUUCACCCUCGGCGAGUUUUUGAGCGCCGCUCUCGUUCCUCUCCAGGCUCCAAGCUUCAAGGGACCAGUGCUAUAUCUCGCUGCCGAAGCGGACUUGAUAUUCUGCGCGUCGAAUUGCACGACCUUCUUUGGCCCCACUAGCGCAGAGGUGACUGCUUUCAAUGGCAGUUCCAGUGUUGAGACUUAUAUCCAGCCUAAUGUGGGACAUGGUAUCAACUUACAUUACAAUGCUACUGGAGCGUAUAAUGUCGUCAUGAACUGGGCUUCGAGACAUGGUUUCUAG